UUCAGUGACUAGUAUUUGUUUCAGGCUGCUCUUGCUAUGAUAUCUCCUGCUUGGGCUGCUGCUUUUGCAUCUCCACCUGCUUCAAUGGCAAUGGCUAUGGUUGCGGCAGGUACUUCGGGUGGUGAAAGCCAUCCUCCUACAGCAACUUCCCAUCUUAAGCGUGAUACUUCAUUGAUGGAACGAAAACAGACUAAACUCCAUACAUUUUCAAGCUUUCAAAAACCUUUGGAAGCCACGAAUAAAACAUCACCCCUACCAAAGGACAAAGCCUCUGCAAAAGCUGCUGCUUUGGCAGCUGCUCGUGAUCUUGAGAGAUUUUCUAGAAUUGGUUCUGGAAGAGGUCUUAGUGCUGUUGCAAUGGCCACAGCUGCACAGCGAAGAAAUGCUAGUGAUAUGGAGCGGGUAAAGAGAUGGAAUAUUUCUGAAGCAAUGGGAGUUGCCUGGAUGGAAUGUUUGCACCCUGUUGAUACAAAGUCAGUAUAUGGGAAAGACUUCAAUGCCUUUUCAUAUAAAUACAUUGCCGUGCUUGUUGCCAGUUUUGCCCUAGCAAGGAACAUGCAACGGUCUGAGAUUGACAGGCGUACCUAUGUAGAUGUAAUUGGUCGACAUCGAAUCAGUACAGGAGUCCGUGCAUGGCGCAAACUUAUUCACCAGUUAAUAGAAAUGAAAAGUCUUUUUGGGCCUUUUGCAGAUCAUUUAUACAGUCCACCUUGUGUUUUCUGGAAGCUAGAUCUAAUGGAAGGUUCUUCAAGGAUGAGAAGAUGUUUGAGGAGGAAUUACCAUGGCUCUGAUCAUUUAGGUUCUGCUGCAAAUUAUGAGGAUUAUUUUGGGGAGAAAAAUGACCAGCACACUCCUAUUUUGUCAGCAGAAGCAAUCUCAUUGGAGACAGUCAAUGAAGAUGAAGAACAGGUGGAAACUGACAACCUGAAUACUAGGGUCAGUGAUGAUGAUAAAGGAGACAAUCAGACUAGACUGUCUGAAAUGACUGAUCAAGCUGUUCAGGCAUCUCUAGAGUCUGGUGCUACUCAACAUGCAAGUGAUGAAGAACUUGUGCAGAGUUCUUCAGCCAUUGCACCUGGGUAUGUACCUAGUGAACUUGAUGAAAGAAUUGUUCUUGAGCUACCUUCAUCAAUGGUCCGACCACUAAAGGUCAUUCGGGGAACCUUUCAAGUAACCAAUAAGAGGAUAAAUUUUAUAGUUGAUAACAGUGAGACUAGCACCACAUUGGAUGGUUCUAAUUCCAAUGUUGAGGCAGGGAAACAAGAAAAAGAUCGCAGCUGGCUAAUGUCAUCUCUUCAUCAAAUUUAUAGUCGGAGAUACCUCCUUAGAAGAAGUGCCCUGGAGUUAUUUAUGGUGGACCGGUCAAACUUCUUCUUCGAUUUUGGGAAUGGUGAAGGGCGAAGAAACGCAUAUCGUGCAAUUGUUCAAGCAAGACCUCCACAUUUAAACAAUAUAUAUUUGGCUACUCAGAGGCCUGAACAACUUUUGAAGAGAAUUCAACUCAUGGAACGCUGGACUAGGUGGGAGAUCAGUAACUUUGAAUAUCUAAUGCAACUCAAUACUCUGGCUGGGCGAAGUUAUAAUGAUAUUACCCAGUAUCCGGUUUUCCCCUGGAUUCUUUCCGAUUACAAUUCAGAGAGCUUGGAUUUGUCUAAUUCCUCCUCUUAUCGAGACCUUUCAAAGCCUGUUGGUGCACUAAAUCCUGAUCGACUGAACAGAUUUCAGGAGAGAUAUACUAGCUUUGAUGAUCCAGUCAUUCCCAAAUUCCAUUACGGAUCACACUACUCAAGUGCCGGAACAGUUUUGUAUUAUCUUGUGAGAGUUGAACCGUUCACUACCCUUGCAAUCCAACUGCAAGGUGGAAAAUUUGACCAUGCAGAUCGAAUGUUUUCUGAUAUUUGUGCUACUUGGAAUGGAGUUCUUGAGGACAUGAGUGAUGUAAAGGAAUUGGUUCCUGAGCUAUUUUACCAAUCUGAGGUGCUGACAAAUGAAAAUUCAAUUGAUUUUGGCACAACACAAACCGGAGGAAAACUUGAUACUGUAAAGCUUCCUGCUUGGGCUGAAAGUCCCGUUGAUUUUAUUCAUAAGCACCGGAAGGCUCUAGAAAGUGAGUAUGUAUCUGCUCAUUUGCACGAGUGGAUUGACCUCAUAUUUGGGUUUAAGCAAAGGGGCAAGGAAGCUGUUACAGCAAAUAACGUUUUCUUUUAUACUACCUAUGAAGGGACAGUGGAUCUUGAUAAAAUCUCUGACCCAGUACAACAGCGUGCCAUACAAGAUCAGAUUGCUUAUUUUGGACAAACACCAUCCCAACUUCUGACUGUUCCUCACUUGAAGAGAAAGCCAUUAGCAGAAGUUCUACAUUUGCAGACAAUAUUCCGUAAUCCAAAAGAAGUCAAACCAUAUGAUGUUCCAUUCCCAGAACGCUGCAAUCUUCCUGCAGCUGCCAUCCAUGCAUCUUCAGAUACAGUUGUGGUUGUUGAUAUGAAUGCACCAGCAGCUCAUGUUGUACAACACAAGUGGCAGCCUAAUACACCUGAUGGGCAGGGUACUCCUUUCCUCUUUCAACACAGAAAAGCUACAUUAGCCUCUGCUGGUGGUACUAUUAUGCGCAUGUUCAAAGCACCAGCCACAUCUUCUGUCGAGUGGCAAUUCCCCCAAGCAGUAGCAUUUGCUGCAUCUGGAAUUAGAAGCCAAGCUGUUGUUUCUAUAACAUGCAACAAAGAAGUUAUUACUGGUGGGCAUGCUGAUAGUAGUAUUAGGCUAAUAUCCUCAGAUGGAGCUAAAACAUUAGAAACAGCUUAUGGGCAUUGUGCUCCUGUAACAUGCCUCGGUCUUUCACCUGAUAGUAACUACCUAGUGACAGGAUCCCGAGACACCACAGUAUUACUCUGGAGAAUACAUAGGGCACUUGCAUCCCACACAAGUGUCAUGUCAGAACAUUCCGCUGGAACAGGCACAUCAUCUUCAACUAGUAAUGGUUCAUCGCACAUGCUAGAAAAAGACAGGAGACGACGAAUUGAAGGUCCCAUACAGGUUCUUCGGGGCCACCGCACUGAAAUACUUAGUUGUUGUGUUAACUCGGAUAUUGGGAUAGUUGUUUCUUGCUCCCAUUCAUCAGAUGUCCUCUUGCACUCUAUAAGAAGGGGGCGUUUAAUUAGAAGGCUGGAUGGUGUGGAGGCCCAUAUUGUCUGUCUUUCCUCUGAGGGGGUUGUAAUGACUUGGAAUGAAUCUCAGCAUACUCUCAGUACUUUUACACUUAAUGGUACUCCAAUUGCAAGAACACAAUUGUCUCUCUUUUGCAGUAUCAGUUGCAUAGAAAUUUCAGUUGAUGGGAUGAGUGCUUUGAUUGGAAUAAAUUCCCUUGAAAAUGGUAGACCCUAUAAUAAUAGUCCAAACUCGCAUAAGUCAGGUGACAAUUUUUUUUCAGAAUCAGAAGAAACUUUUGAAAACUCUGGAAUAGAUGUUCCAUCGCCAUCUAUUUGCUUCCUGGAUAUGCACACGCUCGAGGUAUUUCAUGUAUUGAAGCUGAAAGAAGGGCAGGAUAUCACAGCUCUGGCUCUAAACAAGGAUAACACAAAUCUUUUGGUUUCAACUUUGGAUAAGCAAUUGAUAAUCUUUACUGAUCCGGCUUUAAGCUUGAAAGUUGUCGAUCAAAUGCUCAAGCUUGGCUGGGAAGGUGAUGGACUUCAGCCUCUCAUAAAAUCGUAGCUUGUAGGGUAUACAUUAAUGGGUUACAGAUCUUCUACACACAAUCAGUUAGGAAAGUUAGCUUGAGGUUAUGACAGGUUUGUAAGCAUAUUGGUUGGACCCUUAUGGUUUAGUCUUGUGACAUAUGUAGCAUCCUACUAUUACCACUAGUGUUAGAUUUUUUAGAUUUGGUAGAGGGUUCUUUGCUCCUCCGGUUGUGCUAUAGUGUUGAUAUUGGACAAGCUUGAGUUCCGACUGAGGUUUGAGCCAUUUUUGUCCCACCAAUUUUUUUAUUACAGAGAAUUAAAAUAUAAUAGCUAUUCUUUCUUGUAA
Molecule: messenger RNA, 4020 nt
Organism: Vigna umbellata (rice bean)
Lineage: Eukaryota; Viridiplantae; Streptophyta; Magnoliopsida; Fabales; Fabaceae
Source: RefSeq, a predicted model, not a curated record